Messenger RNA from Labrus mixtus (cuckoo wrasse), 1952 nucleotides. Its product is annotated as immunoglobulin mu heavy chain-like. The record is from RefSeq and is a predicted model, not a curated record. NCBI's taxonomy places the organism in Eukaryota, Metazoa, Chordata, Actinopteri, Labriformes, Labridae. The transcript has 7 exons. Bases 46 to 1848 code for a protein of 600 amino acids.
UGAGAGGACAGACCAGCCCACAUCAGUUCAGCUUCAUCAUCAGUCAUGUUCUCUGCAGCUCUGAUUCUGCUGCUGACCGCUGGAUCCUGUGUGCACUGUAUCGAUCUCAUCACACCAGGCUCAAUGGUUGUGCAGCCUGGACAGACUCUGACCCUCACCUGUCAGGUCUCUGGUUACUCUCUGACUGAUAACAGCUAUGCAACAGGUUGGAUCAGACAGUGUGAAGGGAAACCGAUGGACUGGAUCUGUCAUCGGAGGGGUGGUGGAGACUUUUACCAAAAUAAUGCUCUGAAGAACAAGUUCAGCUACAGGACAGACACAUCUGCUAGAACAGUGACUCUAACAGGACAGAAUAUGCAGCCUGAAGACACUGCAGUGUAUUACAAUCAUUGUGACUACUACGCCUACUUUGACUACUGGGGGAAAGGAACGAUGGUGACCGUCACAACAGCCACUUCAUCCAAACCAACCGUGUUUCCUCUGAUGCAAUGCGGGUCUCAGACUGGAAACACCGUCACUCUUGGCUGCCUUGCCACCGGCUUCUCGCCCUCCUCGGUGACCUACGCGUGGAGCAAAGCUGGAACUGCCUUUACGGACUUCAUCCAGUAUCCUCCAGUAGAGAAGAGUGGUGUUUAUACAGGAAUCAGUCAAAUCAAAGUGAACAAGGAGGACUUGGACGCAAAGCAGCCCUUUAAAUGCAUCGCAUCAAACAUAGCAGGAAACGGAGAGGGGACUUUCAUCGUGACAACGCCGAUUUAUAAGGAGCCAACUCUUAAAGUGUUUUCCUCAUAUGAUGGGGAAGAGGAGGUUUCCUUCUCAUGCUUUGCCAAAGAUUUUGCACCAAAGCAGUACGAGUUCAAAUGGCUGAAAAACGAUGGGGUAAUCCCCCACGACACAUAUGUGGACCAAACUCCUGCCAAAGAAAAAAAGACAGAGAAUGGAACUCUGUACAGUGCAGCAAGUUUCCUCACAGUACCAGCCAGCGAGUGGACUCAAGACACCAAGUAUGUAUGCGAGUUUAAGGGGAAAGGUUUGAAAGGUCCAGUGUACAAGAAUGCUUCUGUGAGCAACGAUAUGAACGAUGGGAGCAACGGGGGAACUGGUAUUACAUGUGACUCCCUUAUGUCUCACUCUAAAGGUCCCGGAUGUUCUGUGGUAGAUGUGGAUAUAAAUAUCAAAGGCCCUUCAAUGGAUGACUUGUUUUCAAAAGGAAAAGGAACAAUAGUGUGUGAGGUCACGGUAAAUAAGGUCUCUGCAGACAAGAUUUAUUGGACAGACGAGCAAGGGAAAGACCUAGCUGCUGCCUCAACAACUAGAAGCAAAGGAGGUAAAGGCAAAUUCAGCCUUCCCCUUGAAAUCUCCUUUGAUGAUUGGAGCCGUGGGGUAAAGCACUUCUGUAAUGUUGUACAUUCGGAGUAUACUGACCCCAUCAAGAAACAGCUUGAAAGGAAUAUUGGAGGACUGACUCAGCGUCCAUCAGUGUUUAUGCUGCCUCCGUUAGAACAUACUAGAAAAGAAAUGGUGACCUUGUCUUGCUAUGUGAAAGACUUCUACCCCAAGGAGGUUUAUGUGUCUUGGCUUGUUGAUGACGAGAAAGCAGACUCAAAGUUCGGGUUCCAUACCACAGAACCUGUAGAAAACCAAGGAUCUUAUUCGGCAUAUAGCCAGCUAUCCCUCAGCUUCGAGCAGUGGAACAAGAGUGAUGCAGUGUUUAGUUGUGUAGUAUACCACGAGUCUCUGACUAACACAACUAAAGCUAUUGUCAGGUCCAUUGGGUCCAAAACCUCUCAAAACAUCAACCUGGUCAACCUCAACAUGAACAUCCCUGAAACGUGCAAGGCCCAGUAGAUGUUUUUUUUUUUUGUCUCCAUCUGUCUUCUGUUGUUUGUUGCUUGUGAUUUGACAUUGUGUUUGUCUUUAAAUGCAAAAUAAAAACAAAAAAAAAGGUUGAA